Molecule: messenger RNA, 5106 nt
Organism: Naegleria lovaniensis
Lineage: Eukaryota; Heterolobosea; Eutetramitea; Acrasida; Naegleriidae
Exons: 9
Coding region: 1-5106 (1701 amino acids)
Biological process (GO): establishment of protein localization to chromatin; regulation of gene expression; replication-born double-strand break repair via sister chromatid exchange
Cellular component (GO): Scc2-Scc4 cohesin loading complex
Molecular function (GO): chromatin binding
Source: RefSeq, a predicted model, not a curated record
AUGUCUCAUCCACAUAGCCAACCCCAUCAUCAAAACAUUCCAAACGCUGGUGAAACACUCCGAUCAUCAAACAUACCAUCAUUGAAUGCCAACCAUCAAAACUCAUCCAACGGAUCAUCCCACAGAUACCUUCCGAAUGUUGUGGAUCCUUUCCUUCCUCCUUUCUGUGCUCAGUUUUCUAUUGUGAACGAGAUGCCUCCUUUGAUGUUUAAAGAACAACCAGUUUUUAAAACCAUGGACCAAUCAAAAGAUUUGUACACUUACAAUUUACUUCAAUGCCCACAUCACAAAGAAGAUGUUAUGAAAUGGUUGAGUUGUGAUGAUUCAAAUCUUGUUCAAGGACUUCAUCAAAUGCUAUCUAACAAUCCGAAAGGUAACGAGGAAAUCAUUCUCAACCAGAAUGGAGCCUUGCUUGAUAAGAAAAAUCUCAAUACAGGCAACAAUUCAGCACUUUUGAAUGCUCUACUAAAAUAUCAAGAAAACAAGGAAAACAUUAUCAAUCCUGAACCGGUUGCCGUAGAGGCUCAAAAGAAAAGCACCUCCCAAAAGGAACCUCCCAAAGUAACAUCAAAUACCACACCAAUCAAGGUCAGGCAAAAAAGGCCGGCUAGAAAAUACAAGAAGAUUGAAUUGAACUUGGAGGAAGAGUCGCCAAACAAAUCUGUAGAAAAGGCUGAACAAAAACCACAAGCGAAAGCUACCCAUCCCUCUUCCAAGACAAUCAUUAAAGCUGACUUGGCACCUAAAUUGGACGAUAACGAGAAUAUAAUUGGCGCUCUUGAUGAGUUAUUUGCAUGGAGCGAUUUUAGAGAAACUGAAGAUGAACUGGUUCAGGAAAAGAUGCUCAAAGAGGCGGAAGUUGAGAUUGAAUUGGGACAAAAGAACAACUACCUCAAAGAUGUUCCUACUGAAAAGUUGACCAAGUUGCUCAACGUUCUUGAGUCUCAGGUUAAAAUAGGUUUAGAAUUGUUGAAAGCGGUAACAGAAACUGUAAAAGAAGAUCUUAUCAAUUCCCUAAAACAAGAUAGAGAAACUUUGAACAUUGCAUGUAGAUGCUCAAUACUUGGAUUAACAGUUAUGUCAGGAAAAGGUCUUUCUAAGGAAAUACUUUUAGAAGAGUGUUUUGACACGAUUUUAGACUUCUCCAAAACUAUUUUGAGAAAGUACAUUUAUCCUAUCGUUGAAUCUGAGGAUUUACUCAAAAAGAAGUCAAACAAAAAAUUCAGUUGCAAUUCUGAAAUUAUACAUGUUUGCAAAAUUUUCAAAAGGUUAGACAAGAUGCUGCGAAAGCAAAAGCUCAAAGAUGAGUUUAUCCUAACAAUUUCUGAUAUUGCUGUUUCUACAUUUUUCGUGAGUGGAAUUGAAGAGAUUCAGUUGUCAUCUCUAGGAGUGAUUACAAAGAUAUUUUCUUCGUAUGCUGAACACAGAGAUCAAAUCUUAGGUGAAAUUACUGUUUCCUUGUUAAGGCUUCCUGCUCACAAGAAGACAGAUAGAAGGUUUAGAAUAGCUGAAAGUUCGACCUACAUACAAAUGUUUACUUCUCUCAUGUUGCAACUUAUUCAUUCAUGUACAGACAUCAAAAGCAAGGAAACAUCUAUUGCAAGAAAACUCGUUUUUGGAGACGAGAAUGCAGAGGAAACUACUUCAGACAACGAGGAUGAUGACAUUAUGCAAGAUGACACACCAGAAUCAGAAGACAGCAUUCUAGAGUCGUACGAACAAGCUGUUCGUUGUGCAACUACAUUUUCUGAAUAUUUCAUGGAAAGAUGUACGAAAUCAGAGUCUGUAGAUGGUGACAACCGUUUAAUUAUUGAACACUUUGUUGAAGAUCUAUUAACUGUUCUUCCACUGCCAUCAUGGCCUGGAGCUGACUUACUCUUACAAGCUUUGGCCAACGUAUUGUGCAACAAAUACUUGUCCCAAAAAGAUGUAGCGGAUAAGUUCCGUCAGUUAGCGCUCAAAAUUUUAGGAAAAAUUGCAGCACGUACCAAAGAAUUGGAAUUCAAAAAUUCAGAAUUCAUGAAAGAGUACAUGUUAACAAUGGGUUGUGUUGAGGACGAUGACGCUGAUAAGAAAUCUCAAGAGGAACAUCCUUUUACCACUCCUCAAAAGUCAAAAUCGUUUUCUGAAAGCCCAACUCAAAAACUACAAAAUGAGUUUAAGAACUUGUUCCAGCUAGACGAAGUUGAUAAGAUGAAAAUUUCACUAUUUACAUAUUUGUGUACUCAGGAAAAGGACGAACCAAUGUUGGCCUUCGCAAAACAGUUUAUUGUGUGUCAAUGGUUUUAUGACGAACGUGAGAUUGAAAAGAAGGCUCCUUUCUACAAGUCACUUUUCGGCAGAGACGAUUCAGACAUCUCAAACUCAAGUGUUCAAGCUUCGCAUGCAAAGGACUUAUACUUGAAUGUAAUUUGUAAUAGAACAUCAAGCGUGAUCAACAAGUUUGACUUUGUGUUUGGCCAGAUUAUUUCUGAGCUCAAAGACGAGAAAGCAAAAGUCAGAGCUGACGCAGUUAAGGCUCUUCAGACAGUCAUUAAUAUUGAUUCAUCCGUUCUAAUGAAAAAUUAUGUGCAAAUGGGAAUACGAGAGAGAACACUUGAUGAGUUUCCAAGCGUACGAGAAUGCGUCAUUGACCUAAUUGGAAAUGCCAUGAUUACUUUAAAGAGAUUUGAAGACUUUUACAUCAAGAUCAUACUUGAUAGAGUAAAAGUGGAUAAGGCUAAAAGCGUUAGAAAGAAGAGUAUUACUAUUCUAGGAGAUAUUUGCACUCACAUCACAGACGACGGUACUAUCACUGAAAUUUGCAAGACCUUAGCAACUCGAUUGAGUCACCAAAGCAAAGAAGAGGAUAACAUCAAAGAACUGGUUUUGAAAACAUUUACAAAACUGUGGUUUGACAAAAACACUUCUGAAAAGCUGAAAAUUAGCGGCUUACAAAUUGUUGAUGUGAUUGGAAAGCAAAAUAUUGAUUUUAAACAAUAUAAGGAUCAUUGGCUCUAUCAAAUCAUUAAGAUGUCUUCGGAUUCAAAGGAACAUGAUAAGAUAAAAAAGUCUCUCUCCAUGAUUAUUGAGCCUUUACUGCAACAUGUUAUUAAACUUGCAGGAGAACCAUUAAAUCUUGACGUGUCAAACAGAUCAAACAUUGCAACAUGUAUGGCUGCAUUACAUCUAAUUUGCUUGGCUGAUUAUUCUUUGCUUUUACCUCACUUCAAGACCGUGUCUGUAUAUGCAAAUUCUGGGUAUCCAGGAGCAGUAAUUUUCCAUGCUGUUUCUAUGAUUGAGAAGAUUUGUCCCUACAUAAACAAGCCUGAACCAAAUUAUUGCACCAAGCUACAGACAGAACUUCUUCAAACUAUCUUUUCUUCACAAGGAAUCAAACCAGAGACUAUUGAUGCCUGUAUUAGCUGUCUUUGUGCUUUUUUAAGAAGAAUUAAGAAUACUCAAGAAAUUUAUAGAAUACUGACAAGAAUUUUAAAUCUCAUGACAGUGAAUGAGACGAAUUUGAAAAAUGAUGCAACAACAGCUAGAUUACUCUAUGCAGCCGCUUUAUUUUGCAGAUAUCAUGACGUUGAUACAAUCACAGACAUUCCAGCAAAUGCUACUCAUCCAAAUCUCAAGCCAGGUAGUGUUGUGACAUCUAUAUAUAAUAUUGUUAUUGGUUGGAUGGCACAAGGCACUAAUUUACUAAAACAGAAAGCUGCAAGAUCCAUGGGAUUCCUUCUUAUUCGACAACCACAGCUUUUCCUGCGGCAACAGAGCCAAAAGGUCAUUUCUGAAUGUCUGAAAAGCCCAAACAAGGAGCUUGUAAUUCAAGUGGUGCUCAUGUUCAAAGACUUUUUGUUGGCAGAAGAAUCCAAGUUGAGUGCAGCGGGCAAUCAAGACAAUGUAGAUGCGGGUGUGACGUCAACCCUUAUUUCUUACUACAUGGAUUCCAUUAUCGCAUUGUUGGAUGAUCCAACAGAUGUUAUCAGAUUGGCUACUUUAGAAGUGUUAGAUCUCACAGUGCAGCAAGGAUUAACCAUUCCUUCAAGAAUUAUGAAGUAUAUUAUUGCUAUGGAAUGUGAUCCCAAUAAUGAAAUUAGAGAAAAAGCUCACACUCUCAAUCUGUACUUGUAUGAUAGAUUUGCUAAACCAUUUAUUGGUGAGACGAGACCUGGAUUCCUCUUGUCGUAUUCUCAUCUUCAAAAGAUUAAUGAAGGAAACGUGGGAGUGAGAGGAAUCGUGACAGCUUCUUCAACAGUUGACGAAACUCACAGCGUCUUUAAGGGAGCAUAUUCAUUUGUAGGAGAUUUUCCACCAGAAACCAAGAAAAACAUCAUGUCUGAUGUUGUGAAAUCUGUUUUCAACUUGUUAGAUACGAAAAUGGACAAUCUUGCAUUAUUGAAUCAGGUGAGCUUUAUGGUUGAGGCCUUGACUUUUAUACCUUACAAGACACUAGCUGAAGUUGCUGGAAUGGUGUGUACCAUACAAGAAAAAUUAGAUACUAUUGGCGAUAGUUAUUGCGAAGAAUUGAAGACUCAAAUCAAGAAGGACGAUAAGAACUUGACAGAGAUUCAUAGAAAUAUUGCGUUAGCUACUUCUCUUUGCUUCUUAAUUCAGUUCAAGAAUACAUUGAAAAUUAGAUAUAACUUGAACAAUGCAAAGAUGGAAGAUUAUUUGGCAGAUCCAAAAUCGUUCCAGAAAAAGACCAAUUCUUCUGUCAAGAACUCGAUUCUUUUCGACUUUAAGACAACCUUACCAAAGCUUCGACAAGUACUCUCUAGUCCAGUAUUUGAGGAAGGUACUGUAAAAGAGAUUUACAAAUGGGCAAAGGAAAUUAUCAAAGGUCAUAUGCAAGAUGGAUUAGUUGUUGACGUAAGCUCCAAGUCAAAGAAAGGUCGAAAGAAACAAGCUGCUAAAAAGCCCUCAACAAAGAAAAAGGCGACGAAGAGAAAAAAGAAAGACGAAGAUGAAUGGAACUCUGGUGAAGAGACUCCUGAAGAAGUAAUGUCUGAACCAGAGGAAGAAGAAGAAGAAGAGCCAGUAGCAAGUGAGGUUGAAGAGGAACCAGAGCAAGAAGAAGAGGUCAUUCCAGUUCGUACCCGUAGAAAAAAGGCAAAGAAAUAA